AUGACUGUAGCGCCUCCAAAGAAACUCAAAGUCACAUCUUUAUGUGAACUAUGUCACUCAAGAAAAGCGGUCAUGAAAAGACCAAAGAAUCUAAUGAAGCUUUGUAAGGAGUGUUUUUACAAUGUGUUUGAGACAGAGAUACACAACACUAUCACUUCAAAUAAUCUAUUCCAGAACGGUGAAAAGGUUGCAAUAGGGGCAUCUGGAGGCAAAGAUUCAACUGUUUUGGCUUCUAUUCUCAAGACUUUGAAUGAAAGGUACAAGUAUGGCUUAACUCUUGUGCUUCUUUCUAUCGAUGAGGGAAUUAAGGGUUACCGAGACGACUCCUUAGCCACGGUGAAGCGAAACCAACAACAGUAUGAAAUGGAUUUGGAGAUUGUGUCUUAUAAGGACUUGUAUAACUGGACCAUGGACGAGGUUGUGGACUGUGCUGGUAUAAGGUCUUCAUGUACGUACUGUGGUGUUCUUCGGCGACAAGCUUUGGAUCGUGGCGCUGCGAAAUUGGGAAUAAAUCAUGUUGUUACAGGCCACAAUGCCGAUGACAUGGCGGAAACUGUCUUGAUGAAUUUAUUGAGAGGAGAUGCUAAUCGAUUGGAGGGAAGUACGAGAAUAAUGACUCAGUCUGCGGAGUCGCCAAUAAAGAGAUCAAAACCAUUCAAGUAUACAUAUCAGAAGGAGAUUGUGUUGUAUGCACAUUACAAAAAAUUGGAUUACUUUUCAACCGAAUGCUCGUAUGCACCGGAAGCUUUUAGGGGAACUGCUAGGGAACUUUUGAAAGGUUUGGAGAGUAUACGACCUUCUUGCAUCAUGGAUAUCAUUUACAGUGGUGAACAUUUGGUCUUGUCCAACAAGAAGAAGAAGAAGAAGCAAACAGUCAAAUACAAGAACCAAAAGGCAGAAGAGAUUGAGGUUAACGCAGAUGGGUCGGUUUCUACUAAUAGAUGUAUCAAAUGUGGAUACCUCUCGUCGAACCAAAUUUGCAAGGCGUGUAUGUUACUCCAAGGGUUGGAGAUGAGCCGGCCAAAGAUAGCCAUUGAUAGUGAAGCAGACGGCGCUGCCAAAUUGACCAAAACAUUGGAAGGGCUUAGUUUUUAG
Messenger RNA from Lodderomyces theae, 1095 nucleotides. RefSeq lists its product as uncharacterized. The coding region runs from base 1 to 1095 and encodes 364 amino acids. Lineage: Eukaryota; Fungi; Ascomycota; Pichiomycetes; Serinales; Debaryomycetaceae. The transcript has a single exon. Gene Ontology annotation, molecular function: tRNA binding. The record is from RefSeq and is a predicted model, not a curated record. Gene Ontology annotation, biological process: tRNA wobble position uridine thiolation. Gene Ontology annotation, cellular component: cytosolic tRNA wobble base thiouridylase complex; mitochondrion.